CACAGACCAAAUGGUUAGUCAAACAGUUUCUACACGUCCUCAACUCCUUUGAAUCCUCAGAAGCUCGCCAGUUCAAAACUCGUUCAAGGAGGUAGUAUCCAAGAGCCUGUAUCACCUUAGUAAACAUGUGUUUCAUUGCCCCCAUGAUACCUUUGAUUCUUGUCAGCCUGUCAAUGAUACUGUGCAGCAUACACAACAUGCAUUGGGACCCCAAUGGAAACUGUGACGGUCACAUCAGCGUGUACAUUAAAUCUAGGGCCUGUGGCUGUGGUCAAAACUCUGACAAAAUGAUACAUUCAAUCUUGACAUUUUGCCACAAAUGUGGUAAAGGACAUCAGGAAGUGGCAACGAUAUGCAACAAGUGUAACAGUCAGGAGCCCAACCGCAGGUGGCACAAACCAACCUGCAACAGAUACUCUGAAAUUAGAACUUCAACUAUAACCACUGCAGGAGGCGCAAUGUGCAACAGAUGUAAAAGCCCUCGUACAAGGGAAUACCUUCACAUACAAUGCUGCGGCUGCUCUAAAACCCACCCAUUGUAUUUCACCAAUCGUGACCUGAUGUGUCCAUGUGCCCGGGAAAAUAAUGGGGGCUUCCAAUUGGAUCUGGGGCCAACAACACAACCAGUAAAUUACAUUUAG
This is a messenger RNA of Puccinia graminis f. sp. tritici CRL 75-36-700-3, 641 nucleotides long. RefSeq lists its product as uncharacterized. Lineage: Eukaryota; Fungi; Basidiomycota; Pucciniomycetes; Pucciniales; Pucciniaceae. The transcript is spliced from 2 exons. Bases 126 to 641 code for a protein of 171 amino acids. The record is from RefSeq and is a predicted model, not a curated record.